ACAAUAAGAAGAAAACUAAGCUUUCAUAAUUCUGUGACAUAAAAUAGUCGAGACUGUCAAAGUGCAUUCAUUUUCCUUUCUCUAUGUUACAGUGUGCUUUAACGUGGAUUGGUAUUGAAAUUUAAUUUCUAAAAUGCCGUCGGUUACUUUGAAGGACGUUGAUCAACACGCAUUUGUUAAGGCUUUCGCCGCAUUUUUGAAAAAGACUGGAAAACUGAGGGUACCAGAAUGGGUAGACAUUGUAAAGACCUCAAAAUCCAAGGAAUUGGCUCCUUAUGACAGUGACUGGUACUACACCAGAUGUGCAUCAAUUGCACGUCACAUCUACAUCAGAAGCCCCGUGGGUGUAGGCACCGUUACCAAAAUCUAUGGUGACAGGAAACGUAAUGGUACCAAACCUUCCCAUUUCUGCCGCUCUGCCAAGGGAAUUGCCAGGAAAGCUCUUCAGAGUUUAGAAGCCUUGAAAAUCAUUGAAAAUGCUCCUGAAGGUGGUAGGAAAAUAUCUCAACAAGGCAGGAGAGAUUUAGACAGAAUUGCUGCCCAAGUGAAGGCCUCCGAGAGGAAAGCACUCAGGGCACAAGUCCUUACUUUGUAAUAAAAUCGUUUUAAUAAUUAAAAUAUAAAAAAUAA
Messenger RNA from Coccinella septempunctata (seven-spotted ladybird), 630 nucleotides. It is a transcript of the gene RpS19a, whose product is annotated as 40S ribosomal protein S19. The coding region runs from base 134 to 595 and encodes 153 amino acids. Gene Ontology annotation, cellular component: cytosolic small ribosomal subunit; ribosome. The transcript is spliced from 3 exons. Gene Ontology annotation, molecular function: structural constituent of ribosome; RNA binding. NCBI's taxonomy places the organism in Eukaryota, Metazoa, Arthropoda, Insecta, Coleoptera, Coccinellidae. Gene Ontology annotation, biological process: translation; ribosomal small subunit assembly. The record is from RefSeq and is a predicted model, not a curated record.